AUGGUUGAUUUCACGGCCGAGCAUGUCUUCAUCCUGGUUUGUGCACUGUUCUUCCCUCCAGUACUACUGAUGGUAUGGACCGUCGUUGUGGUGACAGUGUUCGGCCAGACUCUUGGCUUCAAUCGUCGCUAUUUGAAUUGCUUACUCAAAAUCUUUGAAUGGAGCGCCCGACAGAUACGCUUGACUGCUUGCGAAAAGAGCCAAAAUUCAUUGAAUUUACGCACAGAAACGAAUCAUAACCGGGGCGAUGAAGGCUGCAACGUUGAGCAUGCAUCUGUGAAAAGCGACAAACGGCCAGAUGUACCGAGGAGUAGUCGCAGGGACCAGCAUUUACUCUCAGGGAUAAUAUUCCGGGAAACAUCGGUGCAUUCGGAUAUUGUGAAUGGCCAGCAGUCGGCAGCAAGCAGUCGAGGAUGGGCUGCCGUCCGUGACAGUAUGCAUCUUGUUAAGGCAGGCAUUGAGGCUGUUAUACAGGAUGAUGUGACAAGUCGAUUUGAAGCGGAAGAACUGGUGUCCUGGAAUAUGCUUGCUCGAACUAUUUUGCUGCCAGUACGGUUGACGCUACUCUUUACUGGUGUGUGCUUUAUGAUUGUGAGUACCGCUGUGAUUGGGCUAUUGCCGGAUGGGCCGAAGAAGCGAUGGCUGAACGAACGUUGUUUGCUGUGUGGCUAUCAAAUUCUGUCCGGUUGUGUAUCGGCCGUUAUCACGUUCAAUAAUCGUGAAAACCGAGCUCGAAAUGGAGGAAUAUGUGUUGCAAACCAUACAUCACCAAUCGAUGUGGUGAUACUCAGUACAGACUGUGCUUAUGAUUUGGUGGGACAACGUCAUGGCGGUUUGCUUGGAAUUUUGCAACGUGCCCUCAGUCGUGCAAGCUCGCACAUAUGGUUUGAAAGAAGCGAGGCCCGGGAUCGUUCAUUUGUUGCCGAAAAAUUGAAGGAGCACGUCAGUAAUAUGGAUUUACUUCCAAUUUUGAUCUUUCCGGAAGGUACAUGUAUCAACAACACAUCAGUAAUGAUGUUCAAAAAAGGCUGUUUCGAGGUCGCAACAACAAUUUAUCCAAUAGCAAUGAAAUACGAUUCUCGUUUUGGUGACCCGUUCUGGAACAGCAGUCAGCAUGGAUGGUUCGAGAAUUGUUUUCGUAUGCUAACCUCAUGGGCAAUUAUAUGCGAUGUUUGGUAUCUCAGACCAAUGACGAAGCGUCCAAAUGAGAAUGCCAUUGAUUUUGCAAGUCGUGUGAAGAAGGAAAUAGCGAUGUGUGGUGGACUGGUGGAUCUGGAAUGGGAUGGACAGUUGAAACGAUCUCGUGUGCCUGCAAAACUCGUCUUGCAUCAGCAGCAAAAGUUCGUCAUACAGCUUGUCUUUCUCACUCAAACUGUUUCUUGA
Gongylonema pulchrum is the source of this 1383-nucleotide messenger RNA. The record is from the annotation of a GenBank genome assembly. Lineage: Eukaryota; Metazoa; Nematoda; Chromadorea; Rhabditida; Gongylonematidae.